Messenger RNA from Ziziphus jujuba (common jujube), 2332 nucleotides. RefSeq names its product glutamate receptor 2.9-like. Lineage: Eukaryota; Viridiplantae; Streptophyta; Magnoliopsida; Rosales; Rhamnaceae. Bases 24 to 1952 code for a protein of 642 amino acids. The record is from RefSeq and is a predicted model, not a curated record. Gene Ontology annotation, cellular component: plasma membrane. Gene Ontology annotation, molecular function: glutamate-gated receptor activity. The transcript is spliced from 4 exons.
AGACAAGGGUAAUAUUGGUGCACAUGACUGAUGUACUUGGGCCUCAACUUUUUCUUGCUGCAAAUCAGACAGGAAUGAUGGGUAAAGGCUAUGUUUGGAUGAUCACAGAUGGGUUAUCGACAUUGUUGCAUUCGCUUAAGAAACAAGUAACCGAAUCGAUGCAAGGUGUGUUGGGUAUAAGGCCCUAUGUGCCAAACACCAAGCGUCUUCAAGAAUUCAAAACCAGAUGGAAAAUUUCAGAGAUAAACCUUUUUGGUUUAUGGGCAUAUUAUGCCAUUUGGGCAUUGGCCAGGGCUGUUGAAUCGGUUUCAGAAUCACACUCAAAUGCCUCAACUCAAAGCAUCAAUAAUGGAAGGAAAACAGGUGAAGCGUUUUUAGGCCUAAGAGAAUCGGAGUCAGGUCCACUGCUUCUAGAAAAGUUAAAAUUUACUAGAUUUGAAGGCCUAAGUGGGAAAUUCCGUUUGAUUAGAGGACAGUCCAAAGUGUCAGAGUUUGAAAUAGUGAAUGUGAGAAGGAAAAUGGUUGAAAGAGUUAUUGGUUAUUGGACCCAAAAGAAAGGAAUAUCAGGUGAUUCAGGGGAAAAUGCUAAAGUGGGAUACUUGUCUUCCAUGGAUGAACUAACAAAAGGAAUCAUUUGGCCUGGAAAUUAUUAUGCCAAAGCCCCACCAAAGGGUUGGAAUAUACCAGUGACUGGUAAGAAGUUGAGGAUUGGGGUCCCUUUUUCAUCUGGUUUUAAUGAGUUUUUGCACUUUAAAUGGGAUCCUAGAACUCUUGAGCCCACAAACUUUUCAGGAUUCACCUAUGAUGUUUUCAUUGCUGCUUUAGAAAAAUUGCCAUUUCAAAUUCCCCAUAUGUUUGUUCCAUUCGUGAAUAGUUCUAGACAAAGUAAUGGAACUUACGAUGACUUUCUUUACCAGAUUAAGCUUAAGAAGGUCGAUGCUGUAGUAGCAGAUGCAACAAUAACUGCAAAUAGGAGUACAUUUGUUGAUUUUACACUGCCAUAUUCUGAAUCAGGGGUAUCGAUGGUUGUGAAAGUUAAAGAUAACAAAAAUAAUAAUAUCUGGAUUUUCCUAAAACCACUGAAAUGGGAUCUUUGGCUAUCCUCCGGAUUAGCACUCUUCUUCACAGGCUUUGUAGUAUGGCUUCUUGAACAUCGUACGAACAGAGAGUUCAGAGGUCGGCCAGACCAACAGCUUAGCACGAUUCUGUGGUUCUCCCUUUCGACUCUGGUGUUUGCUCAUAGAGAGAGAGUGGAGAACAACUGGUCAAGAUUUGUGUUGAUUAUAUGGGUUUUUGUGGUACUCGUCCUGACACAGAGUUACACUGCUAGCUUAGCCACAAUGUUGACAGUGCAAAGGUUGCAGCCAUCGGUUGUGGAUGAUAACGAGCUGAGGAUGAAUGAUUAUUUUGUUGGAUACCAAACGAACUCUUAUGUGAGAGAGCUCUUAUCAGGACAAUUGAACUUCAACGAAUCCAGGCUAAGGCAGUAUAGUACACCAGAGGAGUAUCAUGAUGCACUGUCUAAAGGGAGUAAAAAUGGUGGAGUUGAAGCUAUCUUUGAUGAAAUCCCCUAUAUUAAGCUCUUCCUCGCCAAGUACUGCUCAGGAUACACAAUGGUUGGACCCACGUUCAAGUCCGACGGGUUUGGCUUUGCCUUCCCAACUGGAUCCCCACUAGUCUAUUACUUUUCAAGGGCAAUCCUGAAUGUCAUGGAAGAUCAUAAUAAAAUGCAAGAAAUGGAAGGAAAGUAUUUUGCAAAUCAGACCAAAUGCCAUAAUUCUACAGCUUCAUCCACUUCAUCAUCUGGAAAUAGUCCUAGUCUCAGUGUGCGUAAUUUUGGUGGCCUCUUCAUCAUCACAGGACCUGCUUCAAUUUUUUCGUGCGUGAUAUAUUUCGUUAGAUUCCAACGCAGCAACAACAUUCGUUCUUCUACGAAUGCCAUUCAUUCAUAAAGCUCUUUAUGGUCCAGAACUACUCAAAUGCUAAAGAAUUUUGCCUGCAAGGAUCUCCCUUUGAGAGCUGAAUCAAACAUGCAGAGUUGAAGUUUUCAGUGCUUAAUUUUGAUAACAAUAAUAAUAUUGGGGAAAGGGAAUCUAUAUUGUAUAUGUGAAAGUGAUAUGUGAAAGUGAAACAGAGCAGUAAUUAACAAUCUCUAUGAAGUAUCUUUUCUGCCAAAACUAAGAAGGAUAAUAUAGCUGUAGUCAUAAAUAACAAUAAGCCUGUAUUAUGUCCCUUGCAUUUAACAGUUAAUACCCAAAUCUAGAUGUAGAUUUGGCCGCAGGAAUACUGAAGCACUCACUGAUUUAGAAGUUUAACACAGAACUGUUUUAAA